Hyla sarda is the source of this 2238-nucleotide messenger RNA. RefSeq names its product actin related protein 8 (gene ACTR8). NCBI's taxonomy places the organism in Eukaryota, Metazoa, Chordata, Amphibia, Anura, Hylidae. The record is from RefSeq and is a predicted model, not a curated record. Gene Ontology annotation, cellular component: Ino80 complex. Gene Ontology annotation, biological process: regulation of DNA-templated transcription; double-strand break repair. Bases 139 to 2019 code for a protein of 626 amino acids. The transcript has 13 exons.
UGGAAGCAGCUGAUUGGCUGCAGCAGUUGGAACCUUUCUCGCCGUCUGUCACCUUGGAAUAGCUGCUGCUCGGCCGCUCUCCCGGGGAUAGCUCCUGGUUGGCCGCCGAUGCCCGCUCUCUAAAAGGUUACGUAGCGCAUGCGCGGCAGGAGCCCGGAGGCCGCUAUGACACAGGCUGAGAAGGGAGAACCGGAGAACGGCAGAGAGAAAGAGAAGGAGCAGCGGGGAGUGAAGAGGCCUAUAGUGCCGGCAGCCAUCCCUGAGCCCCUGCAAGAGCAUAUACAGAGCGACUAUGUUCUGGUCAUACACCCCGGAUCCAACACUUUGCGCAUUGGCAGAGCUACAGACACUCACCCAGCAGCGAUCCCUCAUGUUAUAGCCAGGAGGCACAAGCAACCCGGGCAACCUUCCUCCUGUGACAAGUGGCUUCUCCGAGAGGGGCUGAAUAGGCCGCAAAGCAAUGAGCAGAGACAAAAUGGACUCAAAAUGGUGGAUCAAGCCAUCUGGUCCAAAAAGAUGUCUAAUGGGACCAGACGUAUUCCUGCAGUGCCGGAGCAGGCCAGAGCAUACAAUAAACAGAUAAGGCCGGCAAUAUUGGAUCAUGAUUCUGGAGUGAAAUGGACCAGCACGUCUCACAAUGAAGAAUGCUUUGUAGGAGAAGAGGCGUUAUUUGUGAAUCCAGCUGACGGGUAUGAUAUUCACUAUCCCAUUCGGCGGGGCCAGCUCAAUAUUCAUGGCGGACCUGGGGGCUCUCUUACUGCGGUGAUAGCGGAUUUGGAAGUUAUCUGGUCACAUGUUAUACAGAAAUUCUUAGAAAUACAACUGAAAGACCUAAAGUAUUAUCGAUGUAUAUUACUCAUCCCUGACAUAUAUAACAGACAGCACGUGAAAGAGAUGGUUAAUAUGAUCCUCAUAAAGAUGGGAUUUUCAGGUGUGAUUAUCCAUCAGGAGUCGGUCUGUGCUGUGUAUGGAAGUGGAUUGACCAGUGCAUGUGUAGUUGAUGUGGGGGAUCAAAAGACCAGCAUCUGCUGCGUGGAGGACGGUAUAUCCCAUCGCAACACCAGAUUGUGUCUUGCCUAUGGUGGCUCUGAUGUCACCCGCUGCUUCUUCUGGCUUAUGCAGAGAGCAGGAUUUCCUUACCGAGAGUGUCAGCUGACUAAUACGCUGGACUGUCUUCUCUUGCAGCAGCUUAAGGAGUCAUAUACACAUCUGGACCAGGACAUUUGUGGACUACAGGAUCAUGAGCUUCAGGUGCGACGUCCAGAUGCUCCAGCUUUGUUGUACCAAAUGAGACUGGGAGAUGAAAAACUUCAGGCUCCAAUGGCUCUCUUCUACCCAGCUACAUUUGGAAUUAUUGGCCAGAAAAUGACUUAUUCACAACACAGAUCACAGGGAGAUCCAGAAGAUCCUCAUGAUGAGCAUUAUCUACUAGCAACACAAAGCAAACAGGAUCAAUCUUCUAAGGCAGCUGCAGACCGGAAAGCCUUGUCCAAACCCAGCAUGUUUGAUGAUCCACGGAGCCAGGCUAUGGAUAUUGCAGAAAGGGGACACAUGAUGGAAGCAGAGCCCUGCCAGGGAGAUGGCAUGGGGCAUAGUAAUGAUGGGGAUGAGACCUCUGCAUCUUUAUUCUCCAGGAAAACUAUGGUAUCUCAGUUUGAAGGGAAAGCACUGGGCCUGGACAAGGCAAUUCUUCAUAGCAUCGAUUGCUGCACCUCUGAUGACACAAAGAAGAAGAUGUACAGCUCCAUCUUGGUGGUUGGAGGGGGGUUAUUGUUCCCCAAGUCACAGCAGUUUCUGCAGCACCGAAUCCUCAAUAAGAUGCCUCCAUCCUUCAGGAGAGUGGUUGAAAAUGUAGAAGUUAUAACAAGGCCGAAGGAAAUGGACCCACGAGUGAUUGCAUGGAAAGGAGGCGCCGUCCUUGCUUGUCUUGACACAACUCAAGAGCUGUGGAUCUACCAGCGGGAUUGGCAGAGGUUCGGAGUGCGCAUGUUACGGGAAAGAGCUGCAUUUGUUUGGUGACCUAAAUGGACUUUUUGUGUUGUGGAUAAUCCCAUUAAUGACUGAAUAUCUCACUUUAACCCAACAUUGCUGAUGUAUUCCAGCCUGUCUACAGUGCUGAGAGAUAUGUGUGCUGGACUCAUGAAUAUGGACACCCUCACAGUAAGAUGUGUAAUAUUAUUUUUGUUACUUGAAAUAUGUCAGAGCUAAAAUGAGAAUAAACUAAUGUUUACAUAACAU